This is a messenger RNA of Triticum turgidum subsp. durum (durum wheat), 438 nucleotides long. Lineage: Eukaryota; Viridiplantae; Streptophyta; Magnoliopsida; Poales; Poaceae. The record is from the annotation of a GenBank genome assembly.
AUGGCCAGCGCCACCGCGUCCCCUUGCACCAUCGAGCCCAGGAGAUGCGGUUCGCUGCACGGGGCCAUCACUGACCAGCGGCGGCGUGGGGAAGCUUCGAAUCCAGGCGGCCUGGAGGGUGAUGGCAUGGGCCACUGGAGCAUACUGGGCGACCAGAGCCUGAUCAAAGUUGUAUCGGCCUUGAGCAGCGGCGAGUUCUGCGCCCCGGCGCGGUUCGAUCUCGGGAUCACCGACAACAGAGAUGUUGGGGACGCCGGCGGGGUGAGGGGCCUCCUGAGAUCGCCUCCUGGCAGCGCGGGGAGAGGCCUGAUGAGAAGGGCUGCGCCCACGGGCGCCCGCAGACUGGCGGCCCAGGAUAGGUUGGAGUUCGAGCCUCACCGUCUUCGGAGUUGGAGCCACCUAGCAGACCGGAGGCGUGCCCUUCCACUUGACCAGUAG